AUGGCCAUCAGGCGUAGUAACAAAAACUCUUUCAACCCAACAACGACGGAUGACCAGUCUUCAAAUCGCGCACGAAUUCCUCCUUCGGCAGGAAACAGCACUCGACGUAUGCAGGACAUGGAUUUCGACAGGAUGCUUCUGGCCAGCUCGAAUCCUAUUAGCCAAACAUCCAUCUCGCUUCCAGGGCCGUACGCUGCCUUGACCGCCAAUACCACAAUGUCUGAACCUAGCUCGGAUACCGCCUCUUCAAGUGGAAUCGAGGCCUCAGUUUCCUCUCAAGUAUCGCUUCUCUCUGUCAUUCCGGCGACAAUUUCUGGAUCUACUUCUUCUCUCAUGCGGCUUUACUUGAGCGCCCCUUCCAUGCCACAUUUGAAGUCUGAUGGGGAUGGCGGGUGCCCCUGCAUUGAGAUCAAUGGCAAUAUCAGAAAUAGUGCUAACGAGUCGGGAAAGAUGCCUUCGACUGAGGAUCACCACAAAAUGCGAUUGCAGAGACCACAGUACACUGACGGUCGCUCCUUUCAACUCUCCAGCGAGACUACUAGCUUUGCCACUCUCAACGCAUUGAAAUUGAAUCCGAACGCUGGUAUUAGAGCAGGUGGACAUCCUGAUAUGCAAGUUCCUGCAAGGAGAGGUCUCACGUUGUACGACCAGCAAUCGUCAGGUCUAAGCGACAACCAGAUUGACAACACCUCUCAGCAGGGUAGUUUCCGUGAGCAUGCGAGUAAGAUUGCAGGUGUUACACAUGUGAUUGACAGCAAGGGCAUACGAGUUAGAAAAAAAUCUGGAUUGGGGCCAUGGUUCUCGUCGCUGUCUAUGGCCAUCAUGUCCAUCGGUGGCCCUAAUCCUUCUAGAACGAAAUUAUCCUCAACCUCCUCAAUCAAGAUAAACGGAGCUAGGUCACCGACUGCGGCCCAAAGAGGCUUCUUUUCAUCCGCAGAAUGCUGCUGAUAGGUCCCAAUCAGCGCCCUUGCUAGUCGAUGCAACUAAAGUCCCUCACCAUUCGACAACCUCGACGCGAU
Messenger RNA from Gamsiella multidivaricata, 1019 nucleotides. RefSeq lists its product as uncharacterized. Bases 1 to 948 code for a protein of 315 amino acids. The record is from RefSeq and is a predicted model, not a curated record. The transcript is spliced from 3 exons. NCBI's taxonomy places the organism in Eukaryota, Fungi, Mortierellomycota, Mortierellomycetes, Mortierellales, Mortierellaceae.